AUCACUGCUUCAUUGUACGAGCUGCUGCUGAUGCAGAGAUCAUAUCGGAGGGGGCGAAAAAAAAUAUGAAGAUGCUAUGGACCGUGUUUCGCACAAAAUAAGUCUUUACACCUGAUGAUAGCAAAUUGCGAGCCCUUGUGUCUAAUAGGAGAAUGAGGAGAAGGAGGAACUGGAAACCUUGGGAGUGCCUUGGAAAGUUUCUGUGAAGUCUCAAUGAAAGCAUCAGAGAAGCUUAUCUAGUGUUUGACUCAAUGGCUAAGAAAGCGCGUACGAAGGGCGAGAAGCCCGAAGCUCUUAUUUCUGCCUUACAGGCAGCAAAUGAAGAUCUCAGGUCCAAGCUGACUGACAUUCAGAUAGAGCUACACCAAGAAAAAUGCAAGGUGAACAAGCUGGAGCGUGACAAGGUUCAGGAGGUGAAACGAGUGCGGGAGCAGGAGCAGCAUCGCCAAACUGCCAUGUUAACGGAGCAGCGGGCCAAGUGGCACGAGGAAAAGCAAAAGGAGCUGCAGGCCCUCAGGGAAAGCCUGACGCGGCAGCACGAGCAGGAGCUGGCCCGCCACGCCAAGAUCAAGGACCAGGAAAAUCAGAGGCUCAAGGCUGCGCUUAACGCCAUGCGAGAUGGUAGCGGAGAAAAGGUGCGCACGGCACUGACCCUGGAAGCCAAGGAGGAGGCACGUCGCUUCUUCGACCAGGAGAGAGUGAAGCUCCUGCAGGAAAUUGCAGAAUUAAAGACCACAAAGAAGCAGACUGAUGAGGCUCUCAGUAACAUGAUCCAGGCAGACAAAAUGAAGGCUGGAGAUCUGCGGGUUGAACACCAGCAGCAUCAAGAGCAAAUCUCCAAGAUCAAGUGGGACUGUGAGAGGGACAUCCGCAGACUGGUGGAUGAAAUCAAAUCUAAAGACCGCACCAUUUUUGCUCUGGAGAAGGAACUGGAGUCAGCAACGGGAUUCCUACAGAAGUUGCAGCUACAGAAAGAUGCCUUGGAUGAACAACUGUUCCUUGUCAAGGAGGCUGAGUGCGGCCUGGGAAGCCCGAAACGAGAAAUUCCAGGCAGAGCUGGAGAUGGCGCAGAGCACUGUGGAAGCCCUGACCUGCGGAGAAAUCAGAGGCGCAUUGCUGAACUUAAUUCAACCAUACGCAAGCUGGAGGACCGCAAUUCGCUUUUAGUUGAUGAGAGAAAUGAGCUGCUGAAGCGAGUUCGAGAGUCAGAAAAGCAGUGCAAACCCCUGCUGGACAAAAACAAGCUGCUGACUAAGAGGAAUGACGAUUUGACUCAAACAAUCCAGAAGCUGGAGGAGAAGCUGAAGACUCUAACAAAGGAAAACCUUGAAAUGAAGGAGAGGAUAAGUUCUCAUCCUCCGUUGAAAAAGCUGAAGUCCUUGAAUGACCUGGACCAGGCUCAUGAUGACCAGGAAAUAGCUUUCCUCAAACUUCAAGUCCUGGAGCAGCAAAGCAUAAUCGAUGAACUGACAAGAGAUCGGGAAAAACUACUCAGAAAGAAAAGGCAUAAAAGAAGUUCAAGGCCAAUAAAGAGACACAUUGUAGUCGACACCUUCUUUGGGUAUGAUGAAGAGUCCAUGGACUCUGAGACAUCCUCAGUGGCUUCAUUCCGCAUGGACAAAACCCCUGCCACUCCUGAUGAGGACCUGGAUGAGGGCCUCGCCAACGAGGAAUCAGAGUUACGUUUCCGUCAGCUGACCAGGGAAUACCAGGCGUUACAGCGAGCCUACGCCCUGCUGCAGGAACAGAAAGGAGGCAUACUGGAUGCUGAGAUGGAAGCCAAGGCUCAAGAGCAGCUACACGCUGAUGUUCUCAGGUAUAAAGCCAAAAUAGAGGACUUGGAGAAGGAGCUCACCUUGAAGGGGCAGGACUCCAAGUGGGUUGAGGAGAAGCAGCUCUUCCUACGAAGGAACCAGGAGUUGUUAGAAAAGGUGGAAAAGAUGGAUUCAGACUGCAGUCGGCUGCAGCAGGAACUGCAAGACUCCAAAGACCAAAAUGAACUUUUAGAGUUCAGGAUCCUGGAGCUGGAGGAGCGUGAGAGGAGGUCCCCCCCAUUCAACCAUUUGAGGAUGCAUCCUUUCUCUGAGGGAGUCAGCGCACUUCAGAUCUACUGCAUGAAGGAAGGGGUCAAGGAUGUGUGCAUACCAGAUCUCAUUAAACUACUUGAUAUCCUUGGAGACAAUGGGAACCUGAGAAACGAGGAGCAGGUGGCAAUUAUUCAGGCCAGCACUGUUUUGUCACUAGCAGAAAAGUGGAUUCAACAAAUUGAAGGGACAGAGGCAGCUCUGCACCAGAAGAUGAUGGACCUGGAGAUAGAGAUGGAGAUGUUCUGCAAACAGAAAGGAUACCUGGAAGAAGAGCUGGACUACAGAAAACAGGCCCUGGACCAGGCCUACAUGCAAAUUCAAGAGUUGGAAGCAACAUUAUACAACUCUCUGCAGCAGGACAAGGUGAUAAAGUACGGUGAGCCUCUGGAUGAGCUCCAGAGGGACGAGCUGCGGACGGCAGUGGAGAAGUUAAGGAGGCAGAUGCUGAGGAAGAGUCGAGAGUACGACUGCCAGAUCCUCCAGGAGAGGAUGGAGCUGCUGCACCAGGCUCACCAGCGAAUCCGCGAUCUUGAAGACAAGACAGAAAUCCAGAGGAGGCAGAUUAAAGACCUGGAGGAAAAGGUCGUGUGUCAGCUUGAAGAUCCUGUUUGUGACUGCAGUGUUUAUUUUAUUUUCUGGACAAGCUGGGAACGGAGUGUGUCGCAGUGCCUGCUAACUUCAUGACAUCAGUGACCGCUGACGGUGCAUAUGUUUUUUGUUGGCCUGUUCAGAAAUUAGAUGUCACUUCUUAUGUUUUCCUUUUUAAAUUGGUUUGUAUUCUUUAGAAACUGCCCAGGAUAUUUUUGGACAUCAAAUGUUUGUCCAAACAGCUGAGAAUACUGUCACAUGCUGAAGGAGCGGCACAUGAACACACACAUAUAUCGCGACAGUUUAUGAGCAAGCAUGCACAUAUGGAUGCAUGCAAAUGCAAACACACAUGCUUGGACAAAUCUGAACCAAAGGCUGGGAAAUGUUCUCUCUGCCAUGCAGGGUUAUAAUAUGCCAUCCACCAUCAUUCAGGCACAGUGGAAACAUAAACAAACAGGGAACUCAUAAACAUGGAGGAAAACAAACCACCAGACCACAGCCUCUCCUCUUUUUCUCUUCUUUCCAUUUCCGUCUGAAUCUGUCAGAAGGAUCUUCAUGAAUGCAGCCAAUCGGUGAGCAGAAUUAAGCCAACUCAGGGCCCAUGUGUGCAGAGGCCGCUGGAGCAGUGCUGGUCUCACAUAAUUAAAAAGAACAUUCGGGACACGGUGUAUCACUGCCUGGCCUGCCAUCGCUGUUAUACAGAAUGGUGCUUUCACAGACUGCUUGAGCUCGCCGGCAGACCGACACUGCAGACACUGGAGGGGGAUAUGGGACGCUCAGGUUGACAUAUCGCCACUGGAUGCAGAUAAUAGACUUCAUUGAAGAAAGAUUUAAAGAAAGAAAUGACGCUUUGAUCCGUUCUACUCGACCUGGAUCUCCAUGUGAAACAAAACUAAACUGUUGAACUGCUUCUUCACUUUUCUCAAAAGCCAGCAGACAGUAAAAGCUUCACUCUGCUUUUUUUUUUUUUUUAUACAACUCCCACCAUUCAGAUUCUUAAUAUUUCCACAGAAAGAAAAUUAAAAAAUCCCUGGUCAGUAAUGUAAUAUAAACAUUGUUAAUAUGUGUAUAUAUAUCUAAAUUAUUACCUGUAGUCUCCCUCUUUAUUUUUUGUGAAUAGUGGCACUUUUUUUUACUCUCUGAUGCAGCUUGAACAGUUGAAUUACUUGGCAGUUUUUUUAAAAAGGGAUAUAAAUUGCUUUGUUUCAUUGUGGUGAUUGCUGCAAGGAUGAGCUUUAUUUAUUAAAGAUUUACAACUAAAAGUAAUUGGAAAAUGAAUGUGGAAAAUGAAAUAUCUGCCUCCCCCUUUUCUUUUUCCUGCACCAGUCGUCCACAUUCAUUGUACUGCAUUUAUUAUUCUGUAUAAUAUGUGAUGCUCGGUUCCACCACCAGGGGGUGCUGGUUUCACCAAUUUGCCCUUUAGAUUUGUAAAUACUGUAUUUUCAGGCUGGUGUUUGCAUCAGUUCUGGUUCAAACUCCAGCUGAAUUGUUAUGUUGACCAUAAUUUACUGUCAGAAAAUCCAUAAGUUGAGUUUUAAAUCCACCCUGAUCUCAAAAAUACUGCAGCUUCUCUCUUGUGCACUUUUUUUUACAUGUUUGUUUUCUUUUAACUAAUCAAAACUUGUUUGAUACUAACAAUCUUCUUUCACUAAAUACUUCCAGACAUGUAGGGGUCCACUUCUUAAAAAAAAAAAAAACUGAAACAGUAGAAAGUGAAUGCAA
Molecule: messenger RNA, 4397 nt
Organism: Melanotaenia boesemani (Boeseman's rainbowfish)
Lineage: Eukaryota; Metazoa; Chordata; Actinopteri; Atheriniformes; Melanotaeniidae
Gene: jakmip2
Product: janus kinase and microtubule interacting protein 2
Exons: 23
Coding region: 252-2771 (839 amino acids)
Molecular function (GO): kinase binding; microtubule binding
Source: RefSeq, a predicted model, not a curated record